CAAUACAGGCAGGGCAUAUGUUUGUUUAAUUAUCGCCAGCUAAAUACGGAAUCCAUUUUGGCAGACGUUGGACAAAUCUGUACCAUUUCAGUUUAAUCCUAAGCUUUGUACUCAGACGACAUGGUGCAAAACUAGGUUAAGAAAAUCUCAUCAUGGACGGGGAGCAACGACGAAAAGUUGUAAAAAUUCUGGUGAAGGAUGACACCCUUGUUCAAAAGUGGCCACUCGUUUUUAAACAUCUAACAAAUAAUACAGCCUUUGUAGGUCAGCUAGAAAGGAGAAGCCACGUAAACACAUAUUUGGAUUCGAUUUUUGACGAAGUUAUCCAAUUCUGGGUUUCUAAGAAUGGCUCAAUAGCAACAUUGUCGGCUCUGGCUGAAUUCUUCAGGACAGAGGAUCUCUUUCAGUUGGCUGAAACCUUAGAAUGUACCAUCCUGACAAGUGCAAGCCAACCUGGUUCAAUCGAAUGGAUCGGAGUGAAGGAGGAUCGUGCAGAACUAUUUGGAAGAAGGGUGGAAAUGGAAACAUGUCGCGACUACUACACUGACUACAAAGCUGACUAUGAAGGAAUCGUUUCCGUAGUAACAGGUCCAGGAGGUGUAGGGAAAACAAAACUGGUUACCAACUUUCUUUCCAUGGAUACCAUAUUCAAAAAAGUAAACUGCAUGUGGCUCAACUGUAAAUCUAACGAUUGUUUCUUGAAUUCUUUGAAACUUUGUGAAACAAUGCUGAAGAUGCGUGUCGAACCUAAGAAGGAUAGUUUCGAAAGAUUCAAAGAUAUAUGGAACGAGAUCAAUCACGGGAAACAAAUACAUAAUGAAUUCAUCUUAGUGCUAGACGGCUUAGAACAUAUACAUGCGACAUUUCGCAGCAUUGUUAUGUUUGCCAAUAUCGUUCGAAUAUUUACAAUUAUUACUUCAAAAAAUGAAAGGAUAUAUGAUACGUUUAACUUACUUAGAAUUGGUUUAUUGAGUACUCCAGAUGCUGAGAAAUAUGUGGAGUCGACAUUUAAGAAAAUGACCAAGCAAGAUAGUCAAGUCCCUCCGUUAGCAGAGAUUAAGCUCCUAUGCGAGACAAUGUGUUGUUUCCCACUAGCCUUGCAGCAAGCAGUGACCACCAUAAUUAUAAAACAGAAAAGAAAUAGUUUACGGGAAAAGUAUGGGAUACAGGAAUUUUUGAAUAGCUGGGACGAGAAAGGACUUAAAUUGUUUGAGAAGCCAGCGUCAAAAGUAGGAUUGACGGAUGAAGACGUUUUGCAAUGCAUGAACGCAUCAAUAUCACAAAUCAAACAUGUCAGUCAGGAUAUUAGCAGCCAUCCCAGUCCGUACGAGAUACUCGUCAUCAUUUCAUGGCUUCACUGUAAUAAUAUAUUAAUUAGUUUUCUGUUGAAAGUGUUACGUAACUUUUACGAAUUUGAAGAAAAAGUAUUUCGAAAAAAUUUAAAAGUUUUGUUCAAGUAUUCACUACCUGAGUCAAAUGGGGUGCUAAGUGUACUACCAUUGCCCCAACUAUCAGUUCCACGGUCUGAUACAUGGCAGAACCAUGAUGUAGAUUUGAUGCAGAGAAAUAUGGCAAGAUUUUUGCAGAAUGUGGAUAUUGACAAAGCAGAUGAAUUUGAGAUACGCCAUUUAGAAUCAAUUUGGCGAUUAGGAAUAGAAUAUUUUUACAAUCAAGUCCAUCUUGAUGGGAAAGCACAAGAAAUUUUUGAGCGUUUAAAAUUUUUGUCCUUGUUCCAAAUCGCAUUGUACUUUGCACAACAUUGUGAGUCCUUUUUAAAGUCGGCCAAAGGAAUUAAUAAUUUGCAAAGUUUGGAAAUGAUAGAAAAUAAGGCGUCUGUCAUGCUGAGUAUGGGAGAUAUUAAAGUUGCUAUGGAAAUUUUGGAAAAAGUAUUGAUCGCACGGCUAGCCGAGAGGGGGAAGGAUGCUAGAUAUUAUGAUACUUUACAUCUCCUCGGAGUGGGGUACGGGCUUUCAAAAAAUUAUGAGAAAGCCCUCAGUCUAUACGAAGAGGUAUGCAAGGCUCGUUCUUCCGAUCCAGAGUUAGGAUUUAACCACGAUAAAACCCUACUGACGAGACGUAACAUAGCCAUCGUAUUAAAGAGAUUGGGUGAUUUUGAUCGCUCGGAUAAAAUCCUCAUAGAAAUUUUAGCAGCUAGAAAGAACAUGCCCAAAACGUACGAGUCUGAUUCACUCUUUGUGAAAUAUCUUAUGGUUAUGCAUAGCCUUGGACAUAAUGAAUUUGAGCAAAAGUUACAUGUCAAAGCGUUUUCUCGGUUCGACGAAGUCUUACGCCUUGCGGACGACAGAGAAAUUUGUGUCAACAAGAAUGACUUACUGCUAUCGACCAGGUAUAUGAUCGGCAGAAGCUUGGAAGCUCUUAGAAAAAAUGAGGAUGCCAUUGAAGAGUUAAAGGAAACGUUAGCGUGCCAAUCAGCAAUCUUGCCAGUGGGUCAUGUGGAUGUGGAAAAGACAAAAUAUAAAAUUUAUGAGCUGGAGAAGCAAAACCGGGAUUGUGUUCAAGUCCACCAGCCUUCAAAAGCAGAGAACCAGUUUCGUGAUUAUUCAAUCAGAGCAUUGAAAGGAUUUUUGUCCUUAUUUUUUAAGGAAUCAAAAUGUUAUGAAAGUAUGAUUCAUCAUGUCUAGGGUAAACAGUGUUUGGUUUAGUUUUAUAUGUCGAUAUAUGAUUAAUGGUUUUCCAGAUACUUUAUGAUAAGUGCGACACAUUAGAGUUCGAAAAAGAGUUUUGUAUUAGAUUAAAAUUAUGUUAUUUUAGCUAGAGUAGUAUAGAUCCGAUUCUUGUAAACGUAUCUAUAUUAAAUACAAGAAUAAUUAGGUAAUCAUAUUUUAGUUAGUAACUUAAAUAAUUAUAUAUAUUUGCCAAUUCAUCAUGUGAGCAAUGAUGUGGAAAAGGAAGGAAGAUAAUUUUCUAAUAAAAUUAGUUUCUUUCAUUUAAAAUUCCAAAA
Messenger RNA from Folsomia candida, 2962 nucleotides. RefSeq lists its product as uncharacterized. The record is from RefSeq and is a predicted model, not a curated record. NCBI's taxonomy places the organism in Eukaryota, Metazoa, Arthropoda, Collembola, Entomobryomorpha, Isotomidae. Gene Ontology annotation, biological process: signal transduction. Gene Ontology annotation, molecular function: protein binding. The transcript is spliced from 4 exons. The coding region runs from base 153 to 2642 and encodes 829 amino acids.